AUGAAAAACAAGGAUAAGCUCAGUAAGCCGACGUCAGCUGGUCGUGUGGCCGGCAAAGGCUUGUCCAAAAAAUGGUCGUUAUACUAUACCGCUGGUGGGCGGAAGGAGAAAAAGACCAGCUCAGAAAGCCAGGCACGCGAGGUUGAAGCACUCAAGGCACAAGUGGCGCAGAUUCCGGAGCUUGUCCAAGAGCAAGUGGAACAACAACUGGGAACGAAGCUCAACGCCAUGGUGCCUACGUUGGUUCAUGGGUUGACGACGUGGAUUGCGGGCGGCCAACAGGGGCCUCCCCCAGUUCCCAGCUUCACGGCCAGCAACUCGCACAGCGCGCAGGCGGCGCCAUUGGUGUCUCCGGCAGAUCCGGACGACGACGACAACGACGACGGUACAUUUACCAAAGUCGAUAAGUACUUUGCCGAACAUGGGUACGCUGACGAGUUCUGCGGGCCUCUUUCUCAAGAACCCAACCAAGAUGACCGCGAUCUAGCUGGUACGGCGAAGAAAUCCAAUUGCAACAGGCGUCGUCCGGCGUUCAGUUCUCAAGAGACGCCUCCAGCUCCCGCCUUCACCGAGCCUCAGAUAGCUGAGGAUGGGCCACCUUCACCUAAGGAUAUUUCAAGGAGGGUGCAUGUGGCGGGUAGGGCGAUGCUACCGCCAAAUAUGCUCAAUGCUGCAACCGGUGCUAUACGGAGUCUGCACGACAUUGUUCUUUCUUUGGAGAAGAGGCGUCUCAGAGAGAAUGAUGUGGCAUACCCGGUUUUCGUGGCCAAGGUGCCAGAGGGCAAGGGCUUUGUGGAUGGCGACAUCGUGGGUACGAUCGUCCUGCAGUUUGAUGACAUCUUUGCUAUGCUUAACCUUCAUCCGCUGCACUACACCUUCGUUCGGCUGUUUUCGCUGAGUAUGGAGAUGCGGAUCAUUAGAGACAAGACCCCGGACAUCGUGAUAGUCGACCCCUUCUACAUGCGUGCCAAGCACUUGAGCAGCGCUAGGGACCACCAAGUUGCGAGUUCACACCUCGAAGGCGUCAUUCUGGCAAACCCAGAUAAGGAUAACUUCCGUGUGGCUUACUUUCCCGAUGACACACAUUGCACACUCAUCCUCUUAAGCCCGAAAUAUUCCAUGGCCACGUAUUUCGACCCGAACCGUAACUCCAAGAUAGACUACACAAAUGUCAAGAAAGUUCUUGAUGAUGUUCUCCCUGGCUACGCCAAAUCUGGAGGCACCUUCACCAGGGCAGUUCGUAAGUGCGCCAUUAGUAUG
This is a messenger RNA of Triticum dicoccoides, 1260 nucleotides long. RefSeq lists its product as uncharacterized. NCBI's taxonomy places the organism in Eukaryota, Viridiplantae, Streptophyta, Magnoliopsida, Poales, Poaceae. The annotation marks the transcript as partial. The transcript has 5 exons. The record is from RefSeq and is a predicted model, not a curated record.